Molecule: messenger RNA, 1909 nt
Organism: Colossoma macropomum (tambaqui)
Lineage: Eukaryota; Metazoa; Chordata; Actinopteri; Characiformes; Serrasalmidae
Gene: gig2o
Product: grass carp reovirus (GCRV)-induced gene 2o
Exons: 1
Coding region: 311-940 (209 amino acids)
Cellular component (GO): cytoplasm
Molecular function (GO): NAD+ poly-ADP-ribosyltransferase activity
Source: RefSeq, a predicted model, not a curated record
GAGGCCUAUAUUCAGUUUAGACUACGGUAAGAACAAGGCCAUCUGCUCCCUGUAAGUUUCAGUUUCGUUUAAAACUCAAACACGCCUUUUCUAAGAACAAUGUUAGCACUGGAAGUCUCGUCUCACUGGCUUUUGUGCAGGAGCUUAUUUCUGAAAAACUGAAAGCAAAACAGAGGAGCAGGAAGAGCGCAAUAAAGACGUAAGGCAGGUCCAUGAAUUCGUAUUUUAACAUUUAGAGUAGCUGAUCUCAGGUUAUCUGCGGCUACCCGGCUACAUUUCUCUCUGUGUUGUGCUGAAUGUUGAGGGCUCUAUGGCUGGCAUGGUGUAUUUCUCAGGCUGGCGGUCGUCAAGGGACAGCAAAAGCCUGUCGGAGGGUCAGGAGCCCAAAUCUGGCCGGGUUUACACCAUGUACCACGGCACACACAUCAACAACGCCAGAGCCAUCAUCACCAGCGGCUUCAAGCCGUCCACGGGCGGCCUUCUGGGCAAAGGCGUGUACGUGAGCCGCAACAUCGAUAAGGCCAAGUGUUACCCGCUCAGAACCGACAAGAGGGAGCAGGUGGUCUUCAAAAUGAAGGUGAACGUGGGCAAAGUGAAGAAGAUAGACUGCGACAACCAUCCGCUUCAAAAGUCCUGGCACCAGAACGGCUACGACUGUGCGUGGAUCCCGCCUCACAGCAACGUGACGGCCAUCAAGUCCGGCCGGGAGGAGGACUGCGUGUGGGACCCCAGCCGGAUCACCGUGGUAGACGUAGCCGUCUGCAUGGACGGCAACCAGCGGCGGGAGCUGCGCUCACUUCUCCGCCAGCAGGUGCGCGAGGCUGGCUGCGGACUGUGCGGCGUGGACACGGAUGAACCUCACGACGUCCAAGACUGCUGGCAGUGCGGCAGCAGGAUAUGCCCCUUUGAGAGAGAGCAUGUAUGUGUGUCCUCAUCAUAGAGGGACUGGGAUUAGCAUCCUGUUAAAAAAUGAAGUUUAGUGUGGAUUCAGGUCUUGUCAUAUCCUACAUUUACUUGUACUUUAUUUUUUCCCCCUGAGGUUCACUUGUGACACUUUCUAUAGUUAUGGUUUUAUGCUUAUGUAUUACAAAUGGUCAUGUAAUGUCUGUUUCAAAGUCUGUUUAUGCUUUAGAAUUAAGCAGGCUGUUUUUGUUACUGUACUUUAAAGAGCCCAUAUCAUGGUAAACUGUAUUUUCUUUAAAUAAUGCAGUUUGAUGUAGUAUGUAAAUGUUGAGUGUGUAUGUGAUCUGAAAAAUGCAGAAAAUGAGAUUUUUCAGUAAUCCGUUUAAAGCUGCGGCUUAUAUUUCUAAAAACGUCGACUCACUUUGGGUAAAACUUGAACAUACAUCAUCUAGAAGAGAAAGACUAUUUAAAUUCUUCAUUUCAUCAGGUAUGUAUUUGGUAUCAGCGUUGUUCUAAAAAUGUUUCUCACAGGUGCUGUGUUACAUGCUGCAUGCUGUUUCCAGUGCAGCGCUCUGUUUACGGACAUUCACGGACUGAGAAAAAUGAAAGAAAUCAGAGUAAGGGUAUAUGUGCUCUGAAAAACCCAAUAACUGAGCUAAAAUCCAGCUCUGUUUAUCUGAGUUCUUAAUUGGAUUUGUAGGCAUUAAUCCAAUCUAAGAAACUAGAGUAUGCUGUUUACAUGACAACUUGAAUGAUCAGAUAACUGCUGAAAUCGGAUAUUGAUCAGAUUAUUAAAUGUAUGUAAAAGCACAAAGCUUCAGAAUGUAUCAUUCCCAGUCUGUACAGUCUAUAUAUUGGAACUAAGCUGCCAAAACAGCACAUUAUGAAUUCAUUGCUCUUGUGUCAUGAACAUCACCACAUUUACAUGUAUCUGCCUAUUCAACCAGCAGUAUCAAGUUAAAAGGAGUGUUUCAACACAGCCUGCUUUUUGAAUGAAGCACAGUAU